Molecule: messenger RNA, 859 nt
Organism: Lecanosticta acicola
Lineage: Eukaryota; Fungi; Ascomycota; Dothideomycetes; Mycosphaerellales; Mycosphaerellaceae
Source: the annotation of a GenBank genome assembly
AUGGCAGUCGACGACAUCAAACCGACCAAGAGACGCAUGACCCUCCCAACGACCCCCGGAAGAGAAGACCCAAUCUACAUCUCGGUGGAGAAACCAUGCUCGGAUCCCGCUCACGGCGCGGCCUUCAUCCUCAUUCAUGGAUUGGGAGACACAGCCGAGGGAUUAGAAGGCAAGGAGAAUCACUUUUCCACAGACAUCCACAGCACAGAUCACUGACCGUGGUGAUAUAGAUAUCCCGAAACAGUUCCAAGCCCUCCACAAACUGCCCUACAUGCACUGGAUCCUCCCCAACGCCAUCGAACACCGCGAAGCAAUGACGACAGCCUGGUUUACCCCCAACAGUUUCAACUACCCAGCCGAUCGACCCGAACUGGCACCCGAGGAAGACGAACAGGGCCUGCUCAACUCGGUCAAAUACAUCGAAUCCCUCAUCGACGCGUGUGUGAGGAAAGGUAUCCCGCCGCAAAGGAUUGUGCUGGGAGGAUUCUCGCAGGGUGCUGCGCUGUCCUUGCUUCUUGACUUGACGUCGAAGAAGUAUGCUGGUCGGCUUGGUGGGGUGGUGGGAUUGAUGGGAUACCUUCCACUGGCGGGAGGGAGGAAAUUGGAGGAUUUGAGGGCCAAGGAGGGAUUGCCGCCUGUGCAUGGGGAUGUUCCUGUUCUGUUGGCGAGGGGUUCGAAGGAUCAGAUGAUCCCGAAGAAAGUCUGGGAGAAGACGAAGCAGAGAUUGAGUGAGUUGGGGUUGGGAGAGGGGUAUUUGGAGGUGAAGGAGUAUGAGGGAUUGGGGCACCAGCUGGCGGGACCGGUGCUGAAGGACGUUUGCGCUUUCGUGGAGAGAUAUGUGCCCGCUUUGGAGGAUUGA